Molecule: messenger RNA, 225 nt
Organism: Bubalus bubalis (water buffalo)
Lineage: Eukaryota; Metazoa; Chordata; Mammalia; Artiodactyla; Bovidae
Product: translation machinery-associated protein 7-like
Exons: 1
Coding region: 40-225 (61 amino acids)
Source: RefSeq, a predicted model, not a curated record
CUUCCGGUGGCAGGGCCUGGGGAAGGGGCGGCAGGUGCCAUGUCAGGCCGCAAAAGUGGCAAGAAGCAGCAGCCCAAGAAGCAAGCCAAGGAGAUGGACGAGGAAGAUAAGGCAUUCAAGCAGAAGCAGAAGGAGGAGCAGAAGAAACUUGAGGAGCUAAAAGCAAAGGCCACAAGGAAAGGCCCCCUGGCCACUGGUGGAACUAAGAAAUCUGGCGAAAAGUAA